Molecule: messenger RNA, 1518 nt
Organism: Cryptosporidium ubiquitum
Lineage: Eukaryota; Apicomplexa; Conoidasida; Eucoccidiorida; Cryptosporidiidae
Product: ATP-dependent RNA helicase
Exons: 1
Coding region: 1-1518 (505 amino acids)
Molecular function (GO): nucleic acid binding; RNA helicase activity; ATP binding
Source: RefSeq, a predicted model, not a curated record
AUGGAAUUUUUAAAAUUAGGACUUCAUAAGUGGGUCCAAGAUACAUGUGACUUGUUAAAAAUACAAACUCCAACUACAAUUCAGUCCAAAAGUAUUCCAUAUAUAUUAAAAGGAAGGAAUGUUGUAGGAAAUGCUCCAACUGGGAGUGGAAAGACUUUAUGCUAUUGCUUACCGAUACUACAAAUUCUGGCAGAAGAUCCAUUUUCAGUGUUUGGUUUGGUUUUGGUACCUUCAAGAGAAUUAUCAUAUCAGGUAUUAGAUCAAUUUCAGGUUUUUGGUAAUAAGGUAAAUGCAAAUUGUCAGGUGUUGACCGGCGGAUUUGACGAAUCUGAACAGAUACACAUACUAAAUCAAAAAAGACCCCAUAUAUUAAUAGGAACCCCAGGAAGGCUGACAUCAAUAAUUUCCUACCCUGGGAGUAAUAUAAGCGAUUUAAUGAAAAAUUUGAGAUUUCUUGUAUUGGAUGAGGCUGAUAGAUUAUUAAGUGAAUCUCUUGAAGAUGAUAUGUUUCCUAUAUUGUCUGUUCUCCCAAAGUCAUAUACUGGGCGUCAAACUUUACUCUUCUCUGCUACUUUAACAAAUGCUAUUAAAGAGAUUGCGAAUAAUUAUUCUGUUACUGCUAAAGAAGGAGACCUGAAAAAAAAGAAACCACAAGAGCUUCCGAUGAUAAUAAUUAAUGAAAACCCGGAUGAUUCACCAGUUGAGAAGAUUAGACAGAUGUAUUUAUUUUUGAAUCAUAGAGUUAGACUUGUUUAUUUACAUCACAUUUUAUCAAAUGUUCACUUCUUCAAUAUCGAUUCUGUAGAUAAGGCAAAAUUUGAGAAAAAUUCAACUUUUUUCGAGGAAUCCCAGGAGGAUGUUGACGAAAAUGUAACGUUUGGUGUCAGAAACAAUAAAAAAUUUAAAAAAAACAAAGAACAAGUAAUAGAUCAGAAUAAGAUAAUUAAACAGGGAAUAAUUUUUACAGCCACGAAACAACAGUGCCAAAUGCUAACAAGCUGUUUAGAAAUAAUGGGUUAUUCUGUUACUGGAUUGCAUAGUUUGAUGAAUCAAAGAAGAAGACUUGCUUCUCUCGGAAAGUUUAGGAGCAAAACAAGCAAAUUGUUGGUAGCUACUGGUGUUGCUGCAAGAGGUUUGGAUGUACCUGACGUUGAAUUUGUCAUUAAUUAUGAUUUCCCAAGAUCCUUCGAAGAUUAUAUUCACAGAAUUGGUAGAGUUGGUCGUGCAGAUAAAUCUGGUAUUUCUCUUUCUUUUGUAACAGAACAUGACGUACCAUAUGUAUAUGAAUUUGAAGGUAAAAUGAAGAAAGAAAUGGAGCUUUUGAAGCUCGAUGAAAAUGAAGUACUGAAAAAUAUGAAUAGGGUCACUAUUGCCCAGCAAAAAGCACUGUUAUUAUUGGAAGAAAUUGGAUUCAACGAGAAAAAUCAAGAGGUUCGUGAGAGAAAACUCAAAGUUUUGAGGUCAAAAAACAAGAUCCCAUCGGAUAAUAAGAAAACAAUCAAAUCAAUAGCUAAUUAG